This is a messenger RNA of Papaver somniferum (opium poppy), 340 nucleotides long. Its product is annotated as putative cytochrome c oxidase subunit 5C-4. The coding region runs from base 77 to 268 and encodes 63 amino acids. NCBI's taxonomy places the organism in Eukaryota, Viridiplantae, Streptophyta, Magnoliopsida, Ranunculales, Papaveraceae. The record is from RefSeq and is a predicted model, not a curated record. The transcript has 2 exons.
CUCGUCUCUCUUUAGCAGCCUGUCUAGCUAUACUGCACAAUUGAUAAUAUCAAUUCUGAUCGCAGCUGGUGGAGUAAUGGGUGGUGCUCGUCAUGUAGUUUAUAAGGGACCAAGUAUAGUAAAAGAAGUGAUCUACGGAAUUACUCUUGGACUAAUUGCUGGUGGUUUAUGGAAGAUGCAUCAUUGGAACAAUCAGAAGAGAACCAGGGAGUUUUAUGAUCUGCUUGAAAAAGGCGAAAUUAGUGUCGUUGUUGAUGAAGAAGAUUAAUCAGUAUGUAUGUAUAUUAGCUACAUAUCGAUGCUUAAGUAAACCAGGUGAUCUUGUACUUCUCUUUAAGUU